UACUUCGAUUAAUAUAUAUAUAUAUAUGGAAUCAGUCUACAUAUUCCUCCAUAGAGCUCAGUCUCAGGCCCUCUCUCUCUCUCUCUCUCUCUCCCUGUGUUUGCUAAAUCCAAGGAACGAAACCCGCAGGAAAAGCAGAAUUUGAAGCAAAGCUAUGUCUUCCAUCUGGGCUUUCAUGGCGAGUUGGUUCACACCCACCUCGCUCUUCGUCCUCCUCAACCUCACCAUCUUCGCCAUCAUUCUCACCUCCCGUCUCGGUUCUCAGAGAAAACCACAUGAACAGCAACACCACCACCACCAGCUUGAGCAAGCUCCGUCCUUUCUCAACCGAGUAAGGUCGAUCAACUUCUCACUCUACAAGUUCGAGAAACCCAACGCCGCAGACCCAGUCACCGAGUUUUUCCAACCCGCAGGCGUUCUCGAUCACGUCGGAAUUCCGUACCAGAACCCGGAUCACCCUUCGACGUCACAACUCGCCAGGUCUCCUUCCCUCUUGGACCGCCUCAAGUCCAUCAACUUCUCACUCUACAAGUUCGAGCAACCCAACGUCGCAGACCCAGUCACCGAGUUUUUCCAACCCACAAGCGUUGUCGAUCACGUCGAAAUUUCGUACCAGAACCCGGAUCACCCUUCGACGACACAACUCGCUAGGUCUCCUUCCCUCUUGGACCGCCUCAAGUCCAUCAACGUCUACUCUCUCUACCGAUCGGACUCGUCCGCAAUGGAAUCGGAAAUUCUUCACCCCACGGAGCCCGACCAAGGCACUCGGAAUCUGAAAGCGGAGACUGACAACAUGAUCAAGCGAAGCAACUCGGACAAUGGCGUCGGAGUUCCUAAAAGACCGGCGGUGGAGAAGAUAACGAAGUCUGCGAGCGAGAAGUCCGCGCUAGGGAGCUCGGAGGAGAUCAAGACGGGGAGAGCCUUGCCGGACGAAGAGGUGGACGCGAAAGCGGAUGAUUUCAUCAACAGGUUUAAGCAGCAGCUGAGGUUGCAGCGCCUCGACUCUCUUCAGCGUUACAGGGAGUCGCUGAACAGAAAUAAUUAGGAUCUUCAAUUUUGUUUUUCGCUCGGCCGAUUAUGUCCAGCUAUGCUUCAUCACCCUAUGCGAAUAGUAUGGGUAUUUCGGUCAUUUAGGCUUAUUACUGUAUAUUAAUCUGAAUGUGUA
This is a messenger RNA of Juglans microcarpa x Juglans regia, 1165 nucleotides long. Its product is annotated as pathogen-associated molecular patterns-induced protein A70-like. NCBI's taxonomy places the organism in Eukaryota, Viridiplantae, Streptophyta, Magnoliopsida, Fagales, Juglandaceae. The transcript has a single exon. The coding region runs from base 155 to 1045 and encodes 296 amino acids. The record is from RefSeq and is a predicted model, not a curated record.